Leptopilina heterotoma is the source of this 7303-nucleotide messenger RNA. RefSeq names its product focal adhesion kinase 1 (gene Fak). Bases 401 to 5515 code for a protein of 1704 amino acids. The record is from RefSeq and is a predicted model, not a curated record. NCBI's taxonomy places the organism in Eukaryota, Metazoa, Arthropoda, Insecta, Hymenoptera, Figitidae. Gene Ontology annotation, molecular function: ATP binding; protein tyrosine kinase activity. Gene Ontology annotation, biological process: signal complex assembly; protein phosphorylation. Gene Ontology annotation, cellular component: cytoskeleton; focal adhesion. The transcript is spliced from 23 exons.
UCUGCUUGACAGCGAAUGAGUUCACUCGUAUUAUACUUUAAUAUUGAGCGUGAAAGAAACUCGGAUAAAAAGUUGUUUUAUUUAUUUUUUCUCUCUUUCUUUUUUUUUUUUUUGUUGUAAAUAAUGUGAGGAAGAAACAAAAUUGAUUCUAAUUAAGGAAUCAAUUUGUGUGUAAUUAGUUCAUUUUUUUUAUACUCGUGUGUGCGCGAUUAGUUCAUUGUUUUUUUUUUAUCUCUAGUGAUGUUUAGUUUUUAAAUUUGAAAAAAGACAUUUUUUUAAAUGUCAAGAGAGAGAAAGAGAGAGACUUACGUCUACUAAUGUUGGAUAAGAUACUGUAAUAAGGAGAAAAAAAGAAGAGAAAAAAAAGAACCUAAUCAUUAAAAAUUAUGUGAGUGCGCGAAUGAAUAAUAUUGUGAAAAUGCUUGAACUUGUCGUCGAUAAUAAAAUUCACGGCAAUUUAAAGCCAUCGAUGAUGUAUCAUACGCCAAGUUUGGAAAAUUUCGGUAAAGAUCCAAAGGAAGCAGAUUUUUUUCGACGAAAAUUAAGUCGUUCGUUUCGUGAGAAAAAAUGGAAACGAAAUAGUAAAGGAUUAUUGUGCUCAUUGGGUCAACUUGGCUGUCACGAUUAUUACAGUCCCGACACUAUUGGCACGUGGAAAUUUCACAGAGUCUCACGUCAAAGCCAUGAGGGGAUGAGCACUGGAGGAGAUGGAGGUGGAGUACAAGGAGGGGGUGGGGGACGGAAUACUCCUCCACAUGGGUCACCCACCCCAAUGGAUAAGGCAACACUAAAAGUUCAUUUACCAAAUGGAGGCUUCAAUGUAGUCAAAUUCGGAGAUGCUAUUGACGUUAAAGGCAUUAUUUCUCUGGUCACAAGUAGAUUAGCUGUCGGUACAAGACAUUAUAAACAAUUGUAUGCAAUGAGACUUCAUCAUCCUGGCUCUGGUGAAAGUUAUUGGCUACAUCAGGAUACAACAAUGUAUCAGGUGCAAGAAAAAUAUGAAAAGAAACAUCCACACAGUGAGUGGAGGUACGAAUUAAGGGUGCGCUAUCUACCUCAAAAUUUAAAUGAUCUUUAUGAAAAAGAUAAGGUCACGUUUUUCUACUACUACGAUCAGGUGCGAAACGAUUAUUUAAAUGCAAAUCAUUCGACGUUGGAUCAAGACGUUGCGGUUCAAUUGUGCUGUUUAGAAAUUAGGUAUUUUUUUAAAGACAUGCCACAAAUUGCUUUGGAUAAAAAAAGCAACUUGGAAUACUUGGAACGUGAGGUCGGUUUACACAAAUUUUUGCCACGCUCCGUAUUAAAUGGUAUGAAACCCAAAGCUUUGAGGAAACUGAUACAGCAGCAUUUCAAAAAAGUUGCUGCCCUUUCAGAACUCGAGUGUAUGUUUAAAUUUUUCGAUCUCCUACGCUCGCAUUACCGAUUUGAUCAGGAGCGUUUUAUUUGCGCUUUGGGAUCGAGUUGGUCGAUUCCCGUGGAACUAGUCAUUGGUCCCGACCUUGGAAUUUCUUAUAUGGCGCACAGAGGAGGCACUGUUCCGACGAGAAUGACGGAAUUUUCGCAAAUUCAGUCAAUUCAAACCCUCGUGUCGGACUGCAAGGAGCACACGAAAGCUUGUAUAAAAUUAAGAGUCGCAGGAGCAGCGGAAACGUUAAGCAUCACUUGCUCGAGUUUAGAUCAAGCCGAGAGUUUAGCGGAUUUAAUUGAUGGAUAUUGUAGAUUAGUCACUGGUAGUAAUACAUCUCUCUGGAAUAGAAAAGCUGCUUCAUGGAAAAAUUAUCCCUGCCCUUGCAAAGAUGCACAUCCACCCAAGUACCGACAAGAGGAAACCGAAAGUCCGGAGAAAAAUGCCGGCAAGACGGGAACAAUUUUGUCAGAGGAUUAUGCAGAAAUUGUUGACGAGGAAGGAGAUUAUUCCACUCCUGCGACGAGAGACUAUGAGAUAGUGAGAAAUCAUGUGGAAUUGGGCGAAAUAAUAGGCGAGGGACAAUUUGGAAAUGUUCAUAAAGGAUCGUAUAAAGGACGCGAUGGACAGACAAUUGCCGUUGCUGUUAAAACUUGUAAAGUCGACGCGGAUUUAGCAACAGCCGAAAAGUUUCUAGAAGAAGCGUACAUAAUGCAGCAGUUUGAACAUCCACAUAUCAUUAGAUUGAUCGGCGUGUGCUCUGAGGCUCCGAUUUGGUUAGUUAUGGAAUUAGCGAGGCUUGGAGAAAUGCGUGCCUACCUACAGUCAAAUAAACACAGACUUGAUUUGGCAACACUUUUACUCUAUACUUUUCAACUCAGCACUGCUUUGUCCUAUCUUGAGAGCAAGAAAUUCGUUCACAGAGACAUCGCGGCGAGAAACGUUCUCGUCUCGGCUCACAAUUGCGUGAAAUUGGCAGAUUUUGGAUUGAGUCGUUGGGUUGAAGAUCAGAGUUAUUACACGGCGAGUAAGUGUAAACUGCCAAUUAAAUGGAUGGCGCCUGAAAGUAUAAAUUUCCGAAGAUUUACAACAUCAUCAGACGUAUGGAUGUUUGGCGUUUGUAUGUGGGAAAUUUUGAUGUUGGGAGUAAAGCCAUUCCAGGGUGUGAAGAAUAAUGAAGUUAUUCGUAAACUGGAAAAUGGUGAAAGACUCGCUCUGCCAAAUCACUGUCCACCGAGAUUGUAUUCGUUGAUGUCCCAGUGUUGGAGUUAUGAGCCAAGCAAGAGACCAACAUUCAAAGAUAUUCGUGAAACGUUACACGAAAUUCUAUUGGAUGAGAAACAUCAACAACAGGAGACAAUGAAGCGGGAAAAUCGUCGAGUGCAAGCAAUGUCAUGGGCCGGAGCGGACGAUAUUCCACCGCCGAAACCAUCGCGUCAGCCGCCAAAUGCAGGAGAUCAAUUGCAAGCAGCGCCCGUCUCAACGUACAUCGUGGCCCAGAGUCCAGAAGUCCUGGCGCAACUCCUCAAGGACAAUCAGGCCCGGGGGGUAUGUCCCUCAGUCUAUACAACGCCCGCCACUCCAUUCAACAGUCUCGCCGUUCAAUUCCAAGACGAAGAUCAAGUCCUGACAACCGGCUCGGUUACAGACUUGCAAUUCUUCGAUCCCACCAUCGCCGAAUCAUCAUCAUCACUCCUUUCCCAUCAUGAAAACAAUUCCGCCAAUUCGACUCUCUCAGACACGAAUCUCGAUUCCUUUGAUUCAUCCGACACCAUGUCAUCCCACUUGUCCAGUCUCACAAUUUCCGAAUCCACUCAUCAAAAUCAAUCGCCCGCCUCAACCAGAAGCCAGAGGAUUAAAGAGAUGCAGAAUUUAUAUUCAGUCAGUUCAAAAGUCAUUGGCAAUAUAGCCGGCGAUCUUUAUUCCCCAGUGCAAAAAUUCGCCCCAGUCGCCACCUCGUGCAGCGCUGAAAUCUACGGCCCCGUCGCUAAUUUCUCCCAAAGUUCAGCAAUCGUCGGCAAUCUUAGUCAAAGUCCAAGUGUUGGCGGUAAUUUCGGCGAAAAUCCCGGUACGCAAUUAUCUAGUCUCAUCACACAAGCAUCGUCGUCCUCCUCAUCAUCAUCAUCACUGAUGAGUCAAUCGUUCUCCGGUCAAAUCCCAUCGCAAAAUUCCUCCAAUCUCCCCACCUCCGCCGUUGAAUGCCUCUACGGCCCAGUUCUUAAAUUUCGUGCUCAAAAUCAGGGUGAAAUUAAAUCCACAACCCCACCGAAUGUCUCGCACAUUCAAAGUUCACGUGUCUACAGUCCAACGCCAAUGCAAAGCUAUCAAACUCAAUCCCUAUAUCCCCAGAAUUAUCAAAUUUAUUCCAAUCUCCCAGGUCAGGAGCAAGUUUACGUCUCUCGCUCUCAAGUUGUGCAGAGACAAAAUUCCCAAAAUUCACAGCAGCAAAAUUAUCCCCCGGUUUCUUAUUCUCAGGCGCCAAUUUACACGGUUCAUGCGACACCAACGGGAAUUGUUCAGGCGCAAAAAAUGCAAAUGCAAAGUGCUAAUUCGCAAAUAAUGUCGCAACAGAGUCAUUUUAAUGUUUCGAAUUCAAGCGCAUCGGUUGCUAUUCUACAGCAACAGCAACAGCAACAUCAGCAUCAUCAUCAUCAUCCACAGCAUCAACAGCAAAUGAUGCCAAUUUGCCGACAAAAUUUACCGCCACAACAGAUGGCGAAUGUCAUUACUGGCAAGGCAAUUACGAAUUUCAUUUUACAAAAGACAGACGAUUUAUUGACGACUUCCAUUGACGGAAUUAUGUCCGGCUCGCUGGUGUCCUCGGCAGUCAGCGACAGUACAGUGUCAUCGUGCAGUUCCAUGACUGAAGAAGUUCAGCAUGAACAGAGAAACGCACAAUCGCAAAUAUUCGAGAGUAGCGGAGAAAUUUUCAAUACCGGACUGGAGGAGGAAGCAAAACUUUUGGAGAAACGAUUAUUGGAACAGCAACGUCAAUCAGAGGAGGACAGUCGAUGGCUUGCGCGUGAAGAGAAACGACUUUCGAUCGCAACGAGCGGUGAUGAAAGUGCGAGUCCUCCAAUUCCACGAUCAGUGACUCAGUCUCCUAGUCAUGAACCUCAUACAACAAAUACUGGAUCUCUAGGAUCGGACAAAGGAUCUGAAAAAGUUAUAAUUGUCAAGAAAAUGGAACCAACGCCAACUGCAGAUCUCGAUAGAACCAAUGAUAAAGUUUAUGACUGUACAACAUGUGUGGUUAGAGCUGUAAUGUCCUUAUCACAAGGCGUUCAACAAAGUAAAGCGGACCAAUAUUUGGAACUAGUGAGAAGAGUAGGAAUCGAAUUACGAUCACUUCUUUCAUCUGUAGACAUUCUAGUCGAAAUUCUACCAGUUUCUGCUCAUCGAGAAGUUGAAAUGGCCCACAAGGUUCUCAGUAAGGACAUGCUGGAACUUGUUUCCUCCUUGAGACUCGCUCAAAAUUAUAGUGCAACAACUCUCGACGCCGAAUAUCGAAAGGGAAUGCUGUCAGCGGCACACGUUCUGGCGAUGGACGCAAAAAAUCUCUUGGACGUGAUUGAUUCGAUUCGAAUACGCUAUCCGUACGUUGACAAUCAAAUUUGUCAAAGGCAAAAUGACACUUUCAUUCGAGGUUCAACGCCCGAGAAUCGAAUUCGCUCGAGUCAGUCGGGCGAACAUCUUCUUAGGAGAAGUCAGUCGAGUGAGAGACAAGUUCACACCUUCCGACAAAGUCAGAGUGGCGACGUCUUGCAUCGUAUGGGUCAAUCAGUUGAUCGUUCAUUGCAGGACAGUCAAUCGGACUCGAGUGCAGUCUCAAGUUUAGAGAGACGUCAUCAUAUGGUGACAAAUAGUCUCGAGAGAAAUUCAACGACACGCAGACAAAUGGCAACAAAUAGUCUUGAACGUAAACGUCCCUCUCUAUCAAUUGGCACUGGAAAUUCUGUCAAUCUCCCACCAAUGGUUCCAGUCUCUUGUAAUAUAGUUCAAACGAAAGCGCCAAUAAUUCAUCCAAGCACAACAUUAUCGUCAGAAGUCGCGCAAUCAGUUUUUGCGUUGAAUAAUAAAGUUGUCAAUGAAUCGCAACAAGAGAGCUAGCAACAAGGAAGCGCGCGAUGAGUACAAUUUUAAAUUUCCAUAACGAUUCCAUUUUUUUAUUUAAUUACCUCAAUAUUGAAAAUUCGACACAAUUUUAAUUAUUUUCAAAUUGAAUAAUUUUCAGAAUUUUUUUUUUAUUUUCAAGACGUAAAUCAUUUUUCUUGAAAACGUACUUAUUUAAUAGGACAGUAUUCGUUAUUUGUAGAUCGUGUCUUUAGAUAAUAAGUUAUAAAAAAAAACUAGUGUGUACUGUAUCGAAAUCAGCACUCCAAAGCUUUAGGAAGUACAGUUAUUAAUAUUUUUUUUUUUUUGUUAAAACGAUGAUGUACCAAACUCGAAUGCGGACUGACACAAACGAGUCUAGUUUAGUAUAUAAAUAUUAUAUAUAAAAUAUAAAUUUCAGGGGCAAAAGAAAGAUUUUUCAUUGUCCUGGAUUUUGUUUCUGAGAAAGAAAAAAGCAUUUUACGAAAAGAAAGAAAGGAAAAAAAAUUGUUGCUGUCGUUGAAAGUUUUACGGUUUUAGGUCUAUGUCAUCUCCUAAGUUGAUUCUAUAUUAGAUAUUUAUCGAAAGAAUGGAAAAAAGUACAGUAAUUAAUAUAAUGACAACAAAUUUUUAUUUUUGAAAAAUUUCAGGAAAAAUUUUUUUUUCUAAAUUGAAAGCAAAGGAGAAUUUUAAUUUUGUUUCUAUUCAGAAAAAAAUGUUUUAAAUUUUUUUAAAAUUUCAAUCGAAUAAAAGAAUAUUACGAUUUUUUCUGGGCGGACAUUUUUUUUUACUCUACGAACUGAAAAGAGAGAAAAAGUGUAAAAGAAGAAAAAUGGGACUGAAUGUUAUUUUUAAUUAAACUAUUAUUAGAUGGAAUUUUUUAUAUAAAUGUACAAGUUUGUGGCGUUUAUACAGAAUGUUUUGUAAAAUGUGGAAAAUGUUUUUUGACGCGUUAGUUCCUACGAAAUAUUUUUCAGCUAUUUUGUAAAAGAAAAAAUCCACUUUACAAUUUUAUGGUUGUCGAAAGAGAUAAAAAAGAAGAUUUUUAAAAAAAGGGAGAAAGAAAGGAAAAGAUAGAAUUACAAUUUAAGAAUUCGAUAUUAGAGAUGGGCAUCGAAUUUUCGAGUCUUUACAAUAAAUUUUUUUUAAAUUUAAUACUUAUAACAAAUUUUAUUUCGAAAAAAACAAUUUUUGAAUUUUUAACUAUUAUCUUACUCUCAGUAAGAGUUUUUACCUAUUUUUCGAUUUAAUUUUGAAAAUUUUUUAAGAAAACUCACUCGAAAAUGUAUUUCAUUUUCAAAAUAUUAAAAUUACGAAUUUUAAUCGAAUUUUAACUCUAAUUGAAAAUGAAAAUUGCACAUCUCUAGUCGUUAUGUUCCUGAGUAAAACGCCUUUUGUGCAGCAUAGAUAUUCUUAGUGUUUCCUUAAAUAAAAAAAAUAUAUAAUCUUCCACAUUUUUCUAGAAGAGAAACAAAUAUUUAUUCCGUAUUUUUUCCUUAUUUUUUCGAAGAUUGAAAUCUUCACGAAAUAAUUUCAUUCUAGAAAAAUGUGAAUAAUUUUUUAUUUAUAAGCUGCAAAAACUCGAGUUUUUAUAUAAAAAAAAUAUAUACGCUACGCACACUAUAAGAAAAAUAUUUGUGCCAAGUCACAAAAAAAAAAUUCGCAGUAGAAAAAUAAGUUCAGUGACUAAAAGAAAAAAUACAAGCAGCAUUCUUCCUAAUUAGACGCUUGAAAAAAUUUUUUUCCAUAAUAUCAACGCUGCUAUCGUGUUAAAAAAAACAAAUAAUAAAAAAAAAUUUCACGAAA